Messenger RNA from Thlaspi arvense, 411 nucleotides. NCBI's taxonomy places the organism in Eukaryota, Viridiplantae, Streptophyta, Magnoliopsida, Brassicales, Brassicaceae. The record is from the annotation of a GenBank genome assembly.
AUGAAUCGCCUCUCAUGCUUUUUGCUUGCCAUGGCAUUGUACGUUGGAUUGAAUAACGCGGCGGUUUUCGAGAAAAACUCUGUACAUUUCAAAAGUUCUCUUGGUCCGGACAGCAGUCUCAGGAUUCAUUGUGUAUCGGACCAAGACGAUCUCGGCGUUCACUUUUUGCGUCCAGGACAGACCUACGAUUUUAGUUUUCAUGAUAGUGUUUUGAAGACCAUCAUCGAGUGCAACUUAUAUUGGAUGGGACCUCGUGGUGCCGGGCAUGGUGCAAGCUUUAGAGCAUAUGAAGGUGGUGGUGUCAUCGUUCAUUAUGGUAAACAGAAUUUCUGGGAUGCUAGAGUAGAUGGAGUUUACUUCACACAUGGUAAAGAAACUCCCAAAUUAGAGUAUAAGUGGACAAUAGGUUAA